Nasonia vitripennis (jewel wasp) is the source of this 5013-nucleotide messenger RNA. RefSeq names its product beta-1,3-galactosyltransferase 1. Lineage: Eukaryota; Metazoa; Arthropoda; Insecta; Hymenoptera; Pteromalidae. The record is from RefSeq and is a predicted model, not a curated record. Gene Ontology annotation, cellular component: membrane. Gene Ontology annotation, molecular function: hexosyltransferase activity. The coding region runs from base 442 to 1662 and encodes 406 amino acids. The transcript has 6 exons.
GUGCUACUCUUCGUAUAGGGAGCGACGAUAUAAUGAAGAAUCGCACUCCGCGGUCCGACAGCGGACAGACUGAUGUGUAUACACUAUAGUGUGCGCACCGCGGUGCGGACGGAAAAGAAGAAUAUACUUAGUUACGCGUCACGACUCACGAGUCUCACGACUACGAGCAGCACUAGCAUGAGUAUAGUAGCCUGCCCUGCGGGCUGCGGCAGUAGAGUGAUAGAGUCAUAGAGUGUGGGCUGUCAGGUGAGUAAGAGAGGCCGGGGUGCAGCGAACACAAGUCGUCCGUCAAGCAUCUUCAAGGACCGAGGAACAGGCGACGACGAAGUUGAGGCUUCCAGGACAAUAGCUGAACAAGGGAUCCACCUAACUAGUGGAUUCCUGCCCAGAUGAGGUAAAUGGAGAACUUGCGAAUGCCAGUCGAAUCUCUUUACAGCCAAGAUGGACAGGGUACGAUUAUUGCCAAUACAAUUGCCACCUGCCAGCAGCAUAAGUGGAAACAAUGGAACUGCAAAAGGAAAGAUAUCAUUUGUAAGACGCCUAGCUUUAGGUUUUAUAAUACUGGCAGGACUAGGACUACUUUACGUUCCAGCGUACCACUCAGCUCAGGGGCAGUUUUCUGGUUUAGGUGAGACUCCGUCCCCAAUGGGAUCUGUGGGAGGUACACACUUCGUAGCCUCCUUAGCUCAGCUACAUGGCUGGGGCUACAACACAUCUCGAGAUGUGUGCAGUUACAUCCAUCCUGAGAACACUACAGCUAUUCUAAACCCAACAACUAUUUGCAAUGAAGUACCAUACCUACUCAUUGUAGUAUGUUCGGCAGUGCCGAAUUUAGGCGCAAGAAUUGCUAUUAGAAACACAUGGGGAAACAAAAGCAAUUUGGAUACACAGUAUGAGUCUCCUGUAAAAGUUGCUUUCCUCUUGGGACAAAGUGAUAAUGAUACACUAAAUAGUUACGUGAUAGAUGAGAGUCACUUGUACAACGAUAUAAUUCAAGAAAGCUUUCAUGACACAUACAAUAAUUUGACAUUAAAGUCAGUAAUGUUACUCAAAUGGGCAACGAUGUAUUGCGAUAAAUUAACUUAUCUUAUGAAAACAGAUGACGAUAUGUUUGUAAAUGUUCCGGCUCUUGUGAAAGCUCUAAAAGGACGACCCAAAAGUACUGGAACACUUAUUGGAUCUCUUAUUUGCAAUGCUCGACCUAUUACAGAUCCAAAAAACAAAUGGUAUACGCCAAAGUAUAUGUACUCGGAAAGGACCUAUCCGAAUUAUUUGUCGGGUACAGGGUACGUGAUGAGUUUUGAUGUCGCUCAACGUCUGUAUAAAGCAGCCCUUUCCACGCCUGUUCUCCAUCUGGAAGAUGUCUACAUAACCGGGGUGUGCGCAAAGCGAGCGGGUCUCAGGCCAACAAACCAAUACGGCUUUAGUUACAUUCCGCGUAAACUCGAGACCUGUGCCUUGCGAGACGUCAUAACCGCCCACAAGGUCAACGCUACGACAAUGCAGAUCAUUUGGAGUAAACUUAAUGAACCCAUGGAAACCGCUUGCGCUAGCGCUAAUCAUUCUGCAACCGAUAAGAAGAGCGCGACAGUUAGUCGACUCGGUAGACACAUCGGUUAUUUUCUGCUUAAGAGCCGCAUACUCAGCAGCAGGUGCGCAUAGAUGACAUAGCCAACGUUUUCGCGCAAUGAAAAUGACUGCGAAUCAAUGGCUGUUGCUGUCGAGUGAAUUUUAUUGGCUGUAGUUAUAUUUUUAAUUGAAUCACCGAGUUAGGGACUUCGAAAGAGUCUCUAUAAUUGCUGCCAAACACUAUGACGCGAUAACUGCAUUCGCUUAUGGCUUUCGAUCCAAUUAAAAAAUCGGAAUGACUUUCUGGCUCUCUUUCUUCUUUCAUAAUUGUCUCCCGUUAAACAUACAGCUGUCUCAAACAUCUAUCAAUUUAUUGAUUUUUUGAUUUUUUGUUAAAAUAGAUUAUUUGAAAAUAUCAAACUUGGUCAUAUUCAGUUUUGUAGGAGUGGAAAAUUUAUUGGAAUAAACGAACAAAAUUCUUUCUCGGCGUUUCGACUAGCUUAAACUUUAACAGUAGUAGCCAUCGCACAUUAUUUUUCAGUUAUUACAUGAAUUUAAAAUUCGUUGGAAGCUAUUAAAGUUUUUUUACACGUAUAUAUGUAAUAAUUAACAAAUAAUGUGAUGAUGUGGUAUAAUUUAGCCUUAACACUUAAUUUUUGUAUCCUGGGGAGGGCAACUCCUUUUAAAGUUUAAGUUGCGGCCGAAACGUAAAGGAAGAAAAUAAGAUAAAUUUCUUCUCUUACAAUUUUCUUCGUUUACACCAAUAAAUUUUCUACUCUUACAAAAUUAAUUAAUAUGAACAAUAGAGACGCUUCAAGAUUUGUCAUAUUCAGAUUUAAGAUUCCUGCUGGUGUUCAGUCAUAGCCUUUUUUCUUCAUAUACUUCCCUUGAGGCUUGUUUUUUAAAAAUGACUUUUACUCUCAAAGUGGUCAUACGAAUAUGAUUGACGAUUCAACAAUAUAUUAUAAAUAUAUUUUUUUCGGCACCACCUGUAAAGUGCGUUCUUUAACCCUUCCUACAUAGCGCUAAAGUGCACACUUUACGCUUAACGUGGAGAAAAAUAGCAUAUGCAGUACAGAGAAAAAAAGGCCAAACAAAAGCACGUAUUUCCAUUAAAUUUACACGUUCUCUUGACUGAUCUAAUUUUUUACUCCUCCAGUUCGUUGUCUACUAUCUCGAAUGCUAUUUAAAUCAAAUUAUCAAUCAAAUAAUUAAUAGAUUAACUUUUUUUUUUUUAAUGAAUAAAAUGCUUAUUUGCACCUAAUAACAGGUGAGAUUUCAGAUGAGAAAUUUUUAAAAAUCGAAAAAAUGUCUGAAAUGCUUCGAAACCUAGUUUUUUUAACUUGUUUGAGAGGAGGCGACUCCCAAUAUUAAAAAACUCGUUUUUGAUUAAAUAAGAGGAUCUAGCAGCUUCCGGACCAAAAUUACAGAUGAGAGUAGCCAGAAUUUUCAUGAUACAUUAUCUUUAAAAUGAUCAAAGAUAUUGUGAUCUGAAGAUAUUGAAAUUUAGUCAAAAUGAUGUCACUGAAGAGAUCUCUAACAAAUUGUAAUUUUUCUUUUUAAAGCACAAUUUCGAGAUUUUUUAUACAACGAUACAUGACUCUGUUAAAGGGGGCCCCUUAGUCAAUUAGAGUCAAGAUUUCGUGCCACAAAAUAGCAGCCGACAAAAGAAACUAAUUGCUUAUAAAAAAUAAUUGAAACAAAAUUACGAUAAACUACGACAUAGUUGCUCUCCGUAAUGUAAUAAUCUCUCAUUUUACAAAGUUUGAAGUUCAUGUGUCAACAUCUCACAGAAAAAAGUUCGAAUAUAACGUCAUAAACUAACGCAAUUUAUACUUCAUUUUGUAAGAUAUUGAUAUAUGAACUUUAAAAUGAUGGAUAAUUAUAUUACCGAGGGCAAGUAUAUCUCGUUUUAUUGUAAUUUCGUUUAAAUUAUUUGGUAUGAGCAAGUUAGAUUCUUUUGUCUUCUGCUACUUUGUGGCGCGAAAUCUAAAUUUGAAUAAACUAUAUGGAACCCCUUAAGGCAUUUUCAUGACUAGUAUCACUUAUAAAAUAAAUGUUCAUCACAGAAAGAAAACUCUAGACAAUGACUUUAUCUUUCCUUAAUGAUACUGUAUGUGCGUUUGUUACUACGAUUUUUAAAUUCACAAAGAAAAAUCAUAUUCGAAUGUCCCAGAGUAAACUCCUCGAAGCGGUUUUUGACUAUUGAGUGAUAUUAAACUUAACAAUGUAAUAUAUUAGUUUUCUACUAUUUUUAUCAUAUUCACUGUCCUAGAAAUAGUACAAUAUUAUAUACUUCUUGCAAAUACUUUUCAUAGUACUUUUCAUAAAAUAGUAGUCUCCUAUAAGCAUAAAAGGCAAAGAAAAAUUGAUUCUUACGACCUUUUUGAACUCCUAGUGCUCAAAGUUAUUUAAACAUUAAAAUACAUAGCAUAAUAUUUUUAGAAUAGUUUAUUUGAAGAAAUUUCUUGACAUUCAGAUUAGAGAAAAUAAUAUUGAUGAAGGAUGACAUUUUAAAUAUUUUUUAUUUAGAUUAAUGAAAAGCCUAUUACCAUGACUUCUCAACUUGAAUAUUAAAACGUUUAUAAAUAUCUAAAUAUUUGCAAGAUUUUAUAUGUAUUUUGAUUAAGGUAGUUCACCGACUGCAGUGGUGCUCAAUUAGUGUUUUUAUUAGAAAAUUCCUUUUUUAAGAUAUUAUACAGUGUUAUCUAAUAUCAAAACCUUACAAUUUAUAGUAUCAAACAUUAGCAUAGUGCUAUAAAUUGUUUAGAGUAUAAAAUACUCUCAAAACUUGUAAGAGAGAGAAACACUGCGCACCUAUAUAGAUAUACUGAUAGCAAGGGAUGAAAACUUUGAAUUGUUGUAUCUUAAAAAAAAGCCUCGCUUGCCCUGUCCAACUUUUUCUCCAUGAUUUAUAUUGUUAUUUUAAAUCAUAAGCUAGUUUUUAAAAAAUAUUCUAAGAAAACUCGCAUCGCAAUUCAACUAAACGUCCUCAAAAUUCGGACCCGGUAUAGGCUUCCCAUGUUAAAAUACAAAAUUUCAAGAUUCAAUAUCUCUAAAAAUAAUGUCGCUUGGAGGGUAAAAAAAUACCACGUUGUAGAGGACACUUAAUUGUUUAACAUGUAAACAAAGUUUGAGCCAUAUCCUAAGAAAAUAAAUAUUCCGGUGAACUACCUUAAGUGAGUUUGAAAAAAUUCAAAAACUAAAAUAUUUUUGCAGCUUGUUCACCUUCAUUUGUAUACAAAAUUGACAUUUUACGGUUUUUAAUAUUAUAUGAACUUUCUGAAGAGUAAUAAUACAUUUUGCUGAAACUCAUUCCUAGAAAAGUGUAAUGGUUUUGUAGUUCAUAUAUAGUUACUGAGAUAAAAUGGAAGCAACGAAGAAUAUACGAAUGUACAGAGGUGAACUAAAAUAAGCUUAUCAAUAUAAUGUGUAGAUAUGGUU